GUCUGGCCCAACAUGGCCUGUGACUCUCCGCAAAGAUAACGAUUUGCAAUCUCCGUCGCCAGGGCAGGGGUCCUGGCAUUCGGGUGGCUGUGCACCUGCCCAAAUGCAGCGCUCGAUCUGCAGGCACGACAGGUUUUUGGCGGCAGGGUCCCUUCCUUGCUUGCUGUUUGUGUUGCACAACAAAACCGCCGGUUGCGCAUGCCAACCUCUUCUUGAAUUCUCCAGCCAUUCUCUCUACUACAGCUUAUCAACAUCGAUUUCCCGCAGCACUGUGCCGAUACUUCCAUCUCAACUAUUCUGCGGCACUGUAACAGUCACGCAUUUGUCGCUAGUGCUAUCGAAGAUCAUACACGACAUCUCCUUGUACGGGACGCGCUCGGACAUCCGCUCUCACGAUGCGCACUUCAAGCAUCCUCGCUCCGCUUUUCUUCGCCGCCUCAUCCCUGGCUCAGGCCGUUGAAGAGGGCAUCGAGCCAUCCACCCCUGCACCAGCUGGAUGCCUGCGAACUGUCGAGGGGAAUUUCACAAUCGGCGUAGAGAACUUCUUUGCACCAAGAUCUAAGCGCGAAACCGCCCAACAGGCUGCCGAUGGAGCGCUCCUCUGCACACUCGAGGAUGGCAUUCUCCGUGAUCAGUACAGCCGUACUGGUUCUGUUGUAGCUAACCGCCAGUUCCAAUUCGACGGCCCACCACAGGCUGGUGCUAUCUACACUGGAGGUUUCGCGGUAUGCGAAAAUGGAUCCCUUGCCAUCGGUGGCUCGACAAGAUGGUGGCGAUGCAUGAGUGGUGCAUUUGGCAACCUAUACGACGAGACUAUCGGCGACCAGUGCACUGAAAUCAGGAUUGUUGUCGAUCUGCUCAACGACCCUUCGCCUUCCAGCUCGGCUGUCCCAUCAACCAGCGCCUCAAUCAGUUCGAGACCUACCGGAGGGGCAAGUAUCACUUCGUCAUCCUCCACAGCUGCUUCGCCUUCGGGCGCUUCGAGUGCUGUGAGCAACGGCACCUCGUCAGCUUCUGCAGGCUCUACCUCAGGAACUGCUACAACAUCGGUCUCUUCUACCGGGUCGUCGAGCGCCUCUGUGACAGAGUCUGCAUCCGGAACCUCGUCGGCGACUGCGGGUGGUGCGGCCCCUCCUGCGGAAGGCGGUGCUGCUACAUUCAUCAGCACACAAGGGACCGUUCUCGGAGCGCUGUUGACGGUGUUCGGUGCUGCCCUGAUCCUGUAAGCUGCAACAGCGUACAAACGAUCCAGGACCGCCCAUUGCACAGGAGUUCGGCGUUUUGUUUCCGGAUAGCAUCACUUGUACAACAUUCUGCAUCAGAGCACGAAUGAUUUCACGACACGACUCUUGCCCAGCGAUUUGUUCAAUCCUUUGCGAUACCACGUACCCGUCCAUUCUACCACACUUGCAUAUACCAACUGGAAGAUCGCUGCGUUGUGGAGUUCUCACGUGUAG
This is a messenger RNA of Boeremia exigua, 1457 nucleotides long. RefSeq lists its product as uncharacterized. Gene Ontology annotation, cellular component: fungal-type cell wall. Gene Ontology annotation, molecular function: structural constituent of cell wall. Gene Ontology annotation, biological process: fungal-type cell wall organization. Bases 396 to 1226 code for a protein of 276 amino acids. The record is from RefSeq and is a predicted model, not a curated record. Lineage: Eukaryota; Fungi; Ascomycota; Dothideomycetes; Pleosporales; Didymellaceae. The transcript is spliced from 2 exons.